Molecule: messenger RNA, 1478 nt
Organism: Boleophthalmus pectinirostris (great blue-spotted mudskipper)
Lineage: Eukaryota; Metazoa; Chordata; Actinopteri; Gobiiformes; Gobiidae
Gene: ciao1
Product: cytosolic iron-sulfur assembly component 1
Exons: 7
Coding region: 312-1307 (331 amino acids)
Biological process (GO): iron-sulfur cluster assembly
Cellular component (GO): cytosolic [4Fe-4S] assembly targeting complex
Molecular function (GO): protein binding
Source: RefSeq, a predicted model, not a curated record
UCUCUAUAACAAACUGCCCCACAAUGCUUUGGGACUUCUCUGGAAAGAUGGCGGCAUGUCUGUAACGCGGAUGUUUUACUCUUGUUUUUUAUUUUGAUCUCAGCUUUGGACUCUGACGGUGUUUGAAACUUAAUUAAAGUUAAAUAAUUUCGACUUUUCAAGGUAGCAUUUUGGUGUGUGACAUUAUCUUGGUUGCGCGUGGUUAUAUUGAGUCAAUGGUCGCAGCAAGAACAGAGACGGAGGGGUUAUUUUGACAGCACUGAGCUAUUGAUAUAUUAUCUGGUAAUAAAAGCUGACAAGCGUUUGGAACCAUGAAGGAGGGUUUGUCUUUGGUCCAGAGGCUGAGCGCUCACCCAGACUCUCGAUGUUGGUUCGUGAGCUGGAGCCCAAACGGGACGCUUUUGGCUUCCUGUGGAGGGGACAAGGCCAUUCGGAUAUGGGGUCAAGAAGGUGACACUUGGAUAUGCAAGAGUGUUCUUGAAGAUGGACAUCAGCGCACUGUGAGGAAAGUUGCCUGGUCUCCUUGUGGAAAUUAUUUGGCCUCUGCCAGCUUUGAUGCCACCACGUGUAUAUGGAAAAAGAAGAAUGAUGAUUUUGAGAGUUUGACUGUCCUGGAAGGCCAUGAGAACGAAGUUAAAUGUGUUGCCUGGGCCCCAUCUGGGAAUCUGCUUGCAACAUGCAGUAGAGACAAGAGUGUCUGGGUUUGGGAAGUUGAUGAAGAAGAUGAGUAUGAGUGUGUGACUGUUGUCAACUCUCAUACACAGGAUGUGAAGCAUGUCGUAUGGCACCCUACACAGGAACUUUUAGCAUCGGCGAGCUACGACAACAAUAUAUGUAUUUAUAAAGAGGAUGAUGAUGACUGGGAAUGCCGCGUCACUUUAGAAGGACACACAUCCACUGUAUGGAGUCUGUCCUUUGAUAACACUGGAAAGAGACUCGCCUCCUGCAGUGAUGAUCGCACAGUGAAGAUCUGGAAAAACUGCUCACCAGAUGAUCAACAGGGAGACUUGUCAUGGAAGUGUGUCUGCACUUUGUCUGGUUAUCAUGGUCGAACAAUCUAUGACGUUUCCUGGUGUCGCCUGACUGGAGCCCUGGCAACAGCAUGUGGGGAUGAUGCAGUGCGAGUAUUUAAAGAAGAUGAAACUGCAGAUCCAGAACAGCCUGUGUUCUCAUUGGUUGCUCAAGUGGCCAAAGCACACGACCAAGAUGUGAACUGUGUCACCUGGAAUCCAAAGGAGGCAGGGCUACUCGCAUCAUGUAGUGACAAUGGGGAGAUUGCCAUUUGGAGGUUUCAAGAGGAGAGCUGAAUUUCCAUUCAAGCCCAGAAAGGGCAUCAGAGCUUUUGUUUAUAAUCCACUGAAACAUGCCAGCAGCCACAAAUAAAGUAAUAUUUGCUUAUGUUUAACACUGAUCUAAGGCAAGAAAGGUUUGGUUAAAAUAAGUGUUGUUCUCUCAGCUUACAGGCAGAUUCUGAAAUA